CCGCUGGCGGCUGAGUAACGAAGAGGGUCGGCAGCGAUGGCGUUAUCUGGAGGACGAGUGAAGUCCUCCCAGUCUUACCUCAGGCUUGUACUGCUCAGGAGGCGGCACUGAACGGAAUGAAAUUCUAUUCUCGUCUCCAGGCCGAGGAUGGCCACUGGGCUGGGGACUACGGUGGGCCUCUCUUCUUGCUGCCAGGGCUCCUGAUUGCGUGCCACGUUGCCAAGAUCCCGCUGCCUGAAGAGAGCAGGAAGGAAAUGGUGCGCUACUUGCGUUCCGUGCAGCUCCCCGAUGGCGGAUGGGGCUUGCAUAUCGAGGACAAGUCCACGGUGUUUGGUACCGCCCUCAACUACACAGCCAUGCGGCUUCUGGGGGUCAGUCCUGACGACCCAGACGCCGUGCGGGCUCGGAACAACCUCCACAGCAAAGGUGGCGCUGUAGGAAUCCCCUCCUGGGGUAAAUUUUGGCUGGCUGUCUUGAAUGUCUAUAGCUGGGAGGGAAUGCAUACACUCCUCCCGGAGAUGUGGUUGUUUCCUUCCUGGAUGCCGGGCCAUCCUGCGUCUCUCUGGUGCCACUGCCGUCAGGUCUACCUGCCCAUGGCUUACUGCUAUGCCACGCGCCUGACCACGGCAGAGGAUGAACUUGUCCUGAGCCUCCGGCAGGAACUGUACGUACAAGACUAUUACAGCAUCGACUGGCCAGCGCAGAGAAAUAACGUGGCUGCGUGUGACAUUUAUACCCCGCACAGCUGGUUGCUAAACAUUGUCUAUGCAAUAUUCAACACCUACGAGAGUUUCCACAGCAAGACUCUGAGAAACCAAGCCGUAGAAGAACUCUACGACCACAUCAAGGCCGACGACCAGUUCACCAAGUGCAUCAGCAUUGGCCCUAUAUCAAAAACCAUUAACAUGCUCGCUCGCUGGUAUGCGGAGGGGGACCAGUCUCCUGCCUUUCGAGAGCACGUCUCCAGAAUCCCUGACUACCUCUGGCUGGGACUGGAUGGCUUGAAGAUGCAGGGCACCAAUGGAUCACAGAUUUGGGAUACAGCAUUUGCGGUCCAAGCCUUCUUGGAGGCUGGGGCUCACAAGAAGCCUGAAUUUGCCUCCUGUCUGCAACAUGCGCACACCUUCUUCAGAAUCACUCAGAUUCCAGAAAACCCACCUGAUUAUAAGAAGUACUACCGCCAAAUGAACAAGGGCGGAUUCCCCUUCAGCACCCGUGACUGUGGCUGGAUCGUGGCCGACUGUACGGCGGAAGGGCUGAAGUCUGUGAUGCUGCUUCAGAAGAAAUGCCUGUCCCUAAAGGAGCACAUCCCACCGGAGCGCCUCUUUGACGCCGUCAACGUGUUGCUGAACAUGCGAAAUGCUGACGGUGGCUUUGCUACUUAUGAAACGAAGCGCGGGGGCUGGCUGUUGGAACUGAGCUGGGGGGUUUGCAUCACCUACGGCACCUGGUUUGCUUUGGAGGCAUUUGCUUGUAUGCAGCACACCUAUCGGGACGGAGUGGUCUGCAAGGAAGUGUCCCGGGCUUGUGAGUUCUUGGUCUCCAAACAGAUGGAGGAUGGUGGUUGGGGAGAGGACUUUGAGUCCUGCGAACAGCGGCAGUACGUCCAGAGCGCCACAUCCCAGGUCCACAACACUUGCUGGGCUCUUCUGGGGCUCAUGGCUGUAAGGUAUCCAGAUGUGCAAGUCCUGGAAAGAGGGAUCAAAGUGUUAAUUGACAAGCAACUGCCCAGUGGAGACUGGCCUCAGGAGAACAUUUCCGGAGUAUUCAACAAGACCUGUGCUAUCAGCUACACUUCGUACCGAAACGUGUUCCCUAUUUGGACUCUUGGACGCUUUUCUCACCUGCAUCCUGACAGCCCCCUGGCUGGCAGGUGUUCGACUGAGCUGUUAGAAAACGAAGAGAUGGCAAAUGGGUACAGGCGUCCUGCCCACUCUACCUAAGCUGGCUGCUGAAGCAGGUCUUUCUUUGUAGAUUUCCCAACUGUAGGACUAUUGAGGAUGACUAGAAGGCUUUGCCUGGUUCUCAAAGAAUCAGUGAGGGUAGAGAGUUGACGGAGGGCACUGAAGGCUUCUCCAAAUGGCUUGUCCUCCCGAUGGUUCUCGCUGUGUUCUUUUUCCUGCUGUGAACUCCUGUGUAUUUAUAAACACGCACACAGUAAGAGGGAGCAGAAAUAGUGUGUACCUGUUCGGCGGCUAUGCAGCCUGUGAGUCAGCUUAUAAAGGUAACAUGUGGAGGUAAGUGGGGGGUUUUCUUGGGGCUCAGGACCACGUUGAUCCUGACCCCCGACUCUGGCUGGGUUCUGUGCACCUCACCUAUUGCUGAGCCUGACUCUGCUUUUGCCUUGUGUGGGGUGUCUAUGUGGGGUGACAGCAACACAGUCUGAUUUUUGAAGUA
Gekko japonicus is the source of this 2397-nucleotide messenger RNA. RefSeq names its product lanosterol synthase (2,3-oxidosqualene-lanosterol cyclase) (gene LSS). The record is from RefSeq and is a predicted model, not a curated record. Lineage: Eukaryota; Metazoa; Chordata; Lepidosauria; Squamata; Gekkonidae. The transcript is spliced from 19 exons. The coding region runs from base 117 to 1943 and encodes 608 amino acids. Gene Ontology annotation, biological process: triterpenoid biosynthetic process; cholesterol biosynthetic process. Gene Ontology annotation, cellular component: lipid droplet. Gene Ontology annotation, molecular function: lanosterol synthase activity.